AUGAACAACUUUAGUAAUGAAGAGUUUGACUGCAAUUUCUUGGAUGAAGGCUUUACUGCCAAGGACAUCCGGGACCAAAAUGAAGUUUCUUCUUUUGACGGUAAGGAUACCUUCUAUGUUGCAGACCUGGGAGGCAUUCUAAAGAAACAUCUGAGAUGGUUUAAAGCUCUUCCUCGGGUCACCCCCUUUUAUGUAGUCAAAUGCAGUGAUAGCAGAACCAUAGUGAAGACCCUAGCUGCCACAGGGACAGGAUUUGACUAUGCCAGCAAGACUGAAAUCCAGUUGGUGCAGAGUUUCGGGGUGCCUCCGAAGAGGAUUAUCUAUGCAAAUCCUUGUGAACAAGUGUCUCAGAUUAAAUACGCUGCCAAUAAUGGACCCGAGAUGAUGACUUUUGAUAGUGAAGUUGAGUUGAUGAAAGUUGCCAGGGCACAUCCAAAGGCCAAGUUGGUUUUGCAGAUUGCCACUGAUGAUUCCAAAGCAGUCUGUCGCCUCAGUGUCAAAUUUGAUGCCACACUCAAAACCAGCAGGCUUCUUUUGGAAUGGGCGAAAGAGCUAGAUAUUGAUGUCAUUGGUGUCAGCUUCCACGUGGGAGGUGGUUGUACUGAUCUGGAGAUCUUUGUGAAGGCCAUCUCUGAUGCCCACUGUGUCUUUGACAUGGGAGCUGAGGUUGGUUUUGACAUGUAUCUGCUUGAUAUUGGUGGUGGCUUUCCUGAAUCUGAGGAUGUAAAGCUUAAAUUUGAAGAGAUCACCAGUGUAAUCAACCCAGCGUUGGACAAGUAUUUUCCAUCAGACUCUGGAGUGAGAAUCAUAGCUGAGCCGGGCAAAUACUACGUUGAAUCAGCUUUCAUGCUAGCAGUUAAUAUCAUUGCCAAAAAACUCGUAUUAAAGGAAAAAACAGGCUCUGAUGAUGAAGAUGAGUCAAGUGAACAGACAUUUAUGUAUUAUGUGAAUGAUGGAGUAUAUGGAUCAUUCAACUGCAUCCUCUACGAAAAUGCACACGUGAAGCCUCUUCUGCAGAAGAGACCCAAACCAGAUGAGAAGUAUUAUUCAUCCAGCAUCUCGGGACAGACCUGUGAUGGCCUGGAUUGCCUGGUUGAGCACUGUAACUUGCCCGAGAUGCAUGUGGGCAAUUGGAUGCUCUUUGAGAACAUGGGUGCUUACACUGUCGCUGCUGCUUCCACUUUCAGUGGAUUCCAGAGACCGACCAUCUACUAUGUGAUGUCAGGGCCAACAUGGCAUCUGAUGCAGCAAAUCCAGAACCACGAUUUCCCACCCAGCAUAGAGGAGCAGGAUGUUGGCACUGUGCCUGUGUCAUGUGCUUGGGAGAGUGGAAUGAAAUGGCACCCAGCAGCCUGUGCUUCAGCUCCUAUUAAUGUGUAG
Globicephala melas (long-finned pilot whale) is the source of this 1380-nucleotide messenger RNA. RefSeq names its product ornithine decarboxylase-like. Gene Ontology annotation, molecular function: ornithine decarboxylase activity. The record is from RefSeq and is a predicted model, not a curated record. Gene Ontology annotation, cellular component: cytoplasm. NCBI's taxonomy places the organism in Eukaryota, Metazoa, Chordata, Mammalia, Artiodactyla, Delphinidae.